Molecule: messenger RNA, 10082 nt
Organism: Meleagris gallopavo (turkey)
Lineage: Eukaryota; Metazoa; Chordata; Aves; Galliformes; Phasianidae
Source: RefSeq, a predicted model, not a curated record
CGCGGCCCCGCCCCGAGGGCCGUCAUUUUUGCUCUUUUCUCGUUUACCUGUUGCAGUACGAGAGCGGCACUAGAGUUUCUUCGGUGCUUUUGUUUUUCGUUUUUCCCAGUGGUAGAAUGUCUAAACUAAUGCUAACCCAGAUGCGAUUUACUUUUUAAUUCAGCAGCUUAAGAUAUUUACAGUCAGAAGCAGCCUAACAAAGCUGGAACUUUGCAAAUCUGAGAAAUCCUGUGUGGGUUUUCAGGGCUGAUAAAGUGAGAGUGCAGCUGGGCGUGCCUGAUUUUGGCUGUGCUUUGUGCCUGACCUCAGGUAGCAAAUGACUGUGUGUAGCUUCAGAUCAGCUUUUUACUUCAUCCUUUAUGUUGAUCUUCUCACAGAAGACUGAGCUGAGGCAGUUUGUUUUUCCUCUCCCAUCAGCUCCUGAAGUAUCCCUGCAGGUUCUCCUUAGACAUUUGCCUCUGUUACUGGCAGCACGUGCAUGUACAGGUCUGACGUUGUGUGCUCGUCUUCUGUGAGGAAAUCUGGUCCAGUCAAUCUCCUAAACAGUAGGAACUUGCUGAGGAGAUGCACAGACUGGAGUAUUUCCAUUCUUUUAAUAGUUCUGCAGUUUUAAGUUACACCACUUGUGAGUCAGUUUAAUGUGUGCGAGUAAAGCCUCAGUACAGCACAGACACUGAAAUUACUCCUUGAAAUAAAAGAAGCGAUGAACCCCUGUAGUGGUUACCCAUCCAUGUGCUCCAGUUGCUGCUGUCUGGCAUUUCUGAGUUGAAAUGAGACCCUUUAAGUUAUGGUGCUGUCAUCCAGUUCGGAGGCAGGAUAAUUGUGGUGCCCCUGCUGACUCUGUGUGAGGGUCCCACUUUCCUGUUUCUAAGUCCUGAGUUUUAAGACUGGGGAGACACUAGUGACAGGCACUGUGGAAAAUCUUGAGGUAUUUCUCUCUUUCUAUGUCUGUAGUAAGGAAAUUGUAAUACUUCCUUGAGUAUGUAAUGGUGAGUUCAUAAAAAGCUGUAAAUAUCUUGUGAAAGUUUCAGUUGAUGUUUUAUUGCAGUGUCUGGUGAGUUUGCAUGAAUAAAGAAAAUGUUUUUCUUGAGUAGGUUGAUGAGUAAAACUCAGUUUGGUUAAUACAGAGGUUUGGUUGGUUUUUUUUUGUUGUUUUUUUUUCUUCUAGAAGCAUAUUUCAUUUCCUGAAUAUCAGCAUCAGCAGAAUUUAAUAUGUAGAGAGUGCAUGGAAGAAAGAAGGAAGAAAGUUAUUCUGGUAGGAACAGUUAACAUUUAGGAGGAAACACUUCUGCAGUAAUGAAAAAAUAGAUGUACUACAGACAUAAAAAAUAGGUUUAUUUGUUUUAUUGUCUGACCUGUUUGCAAAGAAUUACAGAAAAUUUUGCAUGCCUAAGGGCAAGGAAAACAUGUCAUUAGCUCUAUUUUAAAAGGCACUUUAAAUUAAUUUUUUGACAGAUGGGAUGAGAAGAGACAAGUGUCCUACACUUCAAAUGGCCUCCUGUUUGACAUUUAUUGUUUGCUAGCCUGGAAUUAUCUUUGAUGGUGGAAGGCUGGCGACGCUAAGAUGUUUGACAGAAUCAAACCAUCUGAUGAGGCUUCUGCUUCUUCAGCACAAGGAAUGGAAAGACAUGGUGUUGAAGGCUCACUGCAACAGGACAGUAAUAGCAGUUUACAUUCAAGAAGGCAAGAACAUCCUCGGCCUGGAGUAUCCACCACGCAAAAUAGACAAGGGUACUGCAACUGCUGUCAUGUACACUACAGUAAUCUGGAACAGCAUAUUUUUAGCUCCCAGCACAGACAUUUUACCACUUACUGCAGGAAUCGUAUGGGUACCAGUAGCUUGAUGGAGCGUUUCCUGCAAGAUGUUUUGCAGCAUCAUCCCCACAGAUACCAUGACAACAGGCCAACCUAUGAUGAUAUGCCACUCCCUAUCACUCCAGUGUCUGCCAGAAUUGCUUCUUCAGGAGAGGUGGAGAAAAAGAAGAAUAGAGGCAGACAGGUGACCUCCAGCAAAGACCAGGAGUCCAUCGACAGUGUGCGCUCUUCUGCUCCAUACCUAUCUCGUGAGCACACAAAGAAAACCUCUGUAACGCCGACAUUUACUCAAAAAUUAGUAACUGAAAAGGAACGUGUUACAGGAACAUCCCGGGUGUCUAUGGGCAAUUGUAGCAAUGAGAAAUGCAGUGUCCUUAAAGAUGCUCAAAUUGGAAAUCAUAGCCAUGAAGGCCAGUUUACAGCUGUGAGCCCAGUACCUCAACAUUUUUCUGUCAAUACGUCAGUUCAUAGUUCUUCUGUUAAUCGUAAAAUAGAAAAAAGUAUUAAGACUUCAUCAUCAUCAUCAAAUCGUAUUCUGCAUAGUGGAUGUGAUAACACAGGAAUGGAGGUAUGCAUUAGGAAUGAGUUGAAGCCUGCUCUGGCACUGGUUCACCCAAAAUGCCCUUCAGUUUUGCAUCAGAAUCCUGUGUGCAGCCACAGGAAUACUUUACAUGUUACCUCAGGUCAACCUCUUUUAAUACGAGAUGGUUUACAAACUCAGGAUGAAACUUUGGUGUCUGAUUUCCGUCUCAGGGAUACUGUGGGGAUCAGCAGCGCCCUAGGUCUUGGGACUUCCCCACCACUAGCAAGAUGCAAAAAUGUGAAGAUGAACAGAGGGGAUGCAAGUUCAGUGGAUGAAACAAUUGAAAAUGUUAUUCUGAAAUAUUGCCAUGGAACUGCAUAUGAAGAACUUCAUUUCAAAGAGGAGAAUAAUCUCUGUUCAACUUUUUCAUCACUUCUGGAUCAUGCUGAUUUAGAGGGCUCUGAAAUGAGUUUUGACUGUGAUGCACCUAUUCAGUCAGGAACAGACUUACCCAAGGCAGCCAUAAAAGAUUUAGAAUUGCUAAAAGAGGUCCAAAUAAGUCUGCAAGAUAAAGACUACGGAACACAGCUCUCUUCUGUUUUAAAAAGCGAGUCAAUGAAGCAAAUAGAGACAGUGAAACAGAACGUAGUAGUUCAUCCUGAAGAAGCAGUUCUUCCAGCUCUGCCUCAUGUGCCUCCUUCUUUUGUGGGAAAGACUUGGUCUCAGAUUAUGUACGAAGAUGAUAUAAAAAUUGAAGAACUUGUGCGUGAUUUCAGGGAAGGUCGUUUUCGCUGCUACUUUGACAGUGAAUCCUCGGCCAACUGUACAGGAAAGAGAAUGAAGAAAAAAAAGCAGAAAGAUGAAAAAAGGAACAAUACUGCUGAGGGUAAUAGAACAGAAACUGCAUCAGUUAAAGCACUACCAGAGUUUAAUGAUGCUUUAAGUGGUGGCUUUGAUUUUGAUAAUCCAUCUUUAGCUUCAGAUAGGCUAUGCAAUCCACAAAUUCUUAAAACGCCUAGGAAAAGGACAUGGCGCCUAGCUUCAAGAUGUCAGGUGGUUAAAGUCAGCCAUGGCACCCAAACAAGUCUAUUGAACUACCCUGUAACAAAAAGAAAAAUGGCAAGAAGAGAAUCGGAUCCAUCUGAUCAAAAAGCAAGCAUUAUAUGGCCAGAAAAUGAAAAGACUCCAAACAUGAAAACUAGACUAUGUGCCCUUAAGCUUCCUGAGUCCUAUAGUAAGAUUAUGAGCCCUGUGCAGCCCAAGACAGUGGUGUAUGUACUUUCGUGUCCAGAGAUGAAACAGUGUAAAGGUAAACCUGUAGAUAUUCCCAAAAUGAGGAAAAAUCGUAAUUCUACAGAUAGCAAGGACUCUAUAAGGUAUAAAUACAAACAGUGUUCUUUCAAGUAUUAUGACCCACUGACAAACAGAAUUCUGAAAAUGCCUCCUAAGGGUUCAGUUGGGGAAAAGUCCAAAAAGCCUUCUCACGUUCGACAGCUGUUCAGAAGUCUCAGCUUUGAUGCAAACAUGAGGAAAUUAGCUGAUGCACAGAGAGAAGGCACACCAACAAAGUCCUUCAAUCGGUCAGACUUCUAUAGCUCAUCUUCAGCAAUUUGUCUGCCAGAGUCAGCUAAAGGGAAUGAUACUCUCUCAAGUCAAAAAGCAGAUGGAUCUUCAGUUUCCACAGAAAGAACAGAUUGUCUGGUAUCUAGUCACUCUGAGAACUCUUUUAAACAGCUGGUCAUUUCACCUUUGAGUUCUCACCAGUCUGUUGUUGAAGGAGAUGGUAGAUUAACUCCGUUUAACAGUAGAGUUACCAAAACUCCUUUGACCUCCAUCAGAAGUGAUCGAUUAGAGAGAGAGAAUCCAAAAGCAAUAUGGAAGAGAAAAGAAAGCGCUAAUAAAGAACCUUCUUUUUCCAAAAAAGCUGCAGGAGCUAUGUCUGUCAGAUGCGCUGUUGCAAGGAGAGGAAACAGAGUAACAACAGGCAAACAAACUUCCAGAACUAAAAAGCAACAAAAAGAGGGUAUGAGAAGGAAACUUUCUCCUUGUGCCCAGAGAUCUUCAGCGUUCUCCAUUCACAGGCACCAAACAAGGAAAAAUACAGUGGGAAAACACCUUAAGAAAGAAAAACCCGAUGCUAAAAAAUUAAACGUGAGGAGGAAGUCAAAAAGGACUUUUCUGAACUCAACAGUCACAAGUAUUCCCGAGAAGAGACAGAAAGGCACUUCGGGAUCUUUUCCCAAGAAGCCAGAGCGAGCUUCUUCCAAAGUCAGAAGCUGGGAAGUAAGUGGAGAUCGGGGUCACCCUAGCACUGUGAACCGACACUCAAGAAGAACUUCUGCUGUACCAUUACUUAGAAACUGUAUUGUUCUACCAGACCUGCGCUGGAAUGAAACAGCAGGAAGAACUGAAGGGGUACUGGCAGAUGAAGAGAAUACAUUUCACCUGAAUAAAAGUAGCAACAGUGAAAAUAACAGCCACAGCAAUGCAAUCCAGAAAGAAAUCACACUGCCUUCAAGACUCAUUUAUUACAUCAAUAAGGACUCUGAAACUCCUUAUCAUGUCCUGGAUACUAGGGCAAGGCACCAGCAGAAACACAAUAAGGCUGUACAUCUGGCCCAGGCAAGUUUCCAGAUUGAGGCCUUUGGUUCCAAAUUCAUCCUUGACCUCACUUUGAAUAAUGAUUUGUUAUCUUCCAAUUAUGUGGAGAUUCACUAUGAAGAUGGGAAACAGAAGUUUUCUAAGGGUGGAGAGCACUGCUACUACCAUGGAAAUAUCAGAGGUAUCAAGGAUUCCAGAGUUGCUCUUUCAACUUGUAAUGGGCUUCAUGGCAUGUUUGAAGACAGUGCUUAUGUGUACUUGAUAGAACCGAUGGAUUUGACUCACAGUGCAGAAAGUAGAAGUAGACCACAUAUCAUCCAGAGAACUUCUGGAACACAAGCCUCCAACCAGCAGCAGGACCAUGAGACUGGAUCUAGUUCCCAAUGGCCCUUUAUCUCUGAACUACUGUGGCUGAAGAGAAGGAGAAGAAGAAGAGCAGCAUCUCGUGGUGUCUUUGAAGAAAUGAAAUAUCUGGAGCUCAUGAUUGUCAAUGACCACAAAAUGUUCAAAAAGCAUCGUUCUUCAAAUGCGUACACAAACAAUUUUGCAAAAUCUGUGGUGAAUCUUGUAGAUGCUAUAUACAAGGAACAGCUGAACACCAGGGUGGUCCUUGUUGCUGUGGAAACUUGGACAGACAGAGAUCGUAUCAAUAUUCACCCUGACCCACUGCAGAUGCUCCAUGAUUUCUCCAAGUAUCGGCAACACUACAUUAAACAGCACGCUGAUGCUGUGCACCUUCUGUCGAAUGUGACAUUUCAUUACAAAAGGAGCAGCUUAAGUUAUUUUGGAGGAGUUUGCUCUGUGACCAGAGGAGUAGGAGUGAAUGAGUAUGGCCUCCCAUUAGCCAUGGCACAGGAAUUAGCACAAAGCCUUGCUCAGAACCUUGGAAUACAGUGGGAGCCAGCUGCCAGGAAACCAAAGUGUGACUGCACUGAAUCCUGGGGUGGUUGCAUCAUGGAGGAAACAGGGGUAUAUCAUUCCAGAAAAUUCUCCAAGUGCAGCAUAGCAGAAUACAAAGAAUUUUUACUUCGUGGGGGAGGUGCCUGUCUUUUCAACAGGCCAACAAAGCUCUUUGAAUCUACUGAGUGUGGAAACGGUUACGUAGAAGCAGGAGAAGAAUGUGAUUGCGGUUUUCGAAUGGAAUGCUAUGCAGACUGUUGUAAGAAGUGCUCUCUUUCUAAUGGAGCUCAUUGUAGUGAUGGACCCUGCUGUAAUACAUCAUGUCUUUUUUUUCCACGAGGCUAUGACUGUAGAUAUGCAGUGAACGAAUGUGAUAUUGCAGAGUUCUGCACAGGAGAUUCUGGCCAGUGUCCACCAAAUCUCCAUAAACAAGAUGGAUAUGCUUGUGAUUCUAACCAGGGACGUUGCUAUAACGGUGAAUGCAAGACAAGAGAUAAUCAGUGCAAAUAUAUCUGGGGAUCUAAGUCUUCAGGAUCUGACAAAUUUUGCUAUGAGAAGCUUAAUACAGAAGGCACAAAAAAAGGAAACUGUGGAAAGGAUGGAGACCGAUGGAUUCAGUGUAGCAAACACGAUGUUUUCUGUGGCUUUUUGCUCUGCACUAAUCUUACUAAAGUUCCACGAGUUGGUCAAGUGCAAGGAGAAAUUAUCCCAAAUUCUUUUUAUCAUCAAGGACGAAUAGUAGACUGCAGUGGUGCUCAUGUUCUUUUAGAUGAUGAUACAGAUUUAGGUUAUGUAGAGGACGGAGCUCCAUGUGGUCCUCAAAUGAUGUGUCUGGACAAAAAGUGCCUGCCAAUUCAAUCCUUGAACAUAAGUAGCUGUCCCAUUGGUUCGAAUGGAAAAGUCUGUUCCGGUCAUGGGGUCUGCAGUAAUGAAGCCACUUGCAUUUGUAAUUUCUCCUGGGCUGGGACAGACUGCAGUAUUGAUGAUCCUAUUAGGGAUACUGGUAACAAGAAAGAUGAAGGACCCAAGGAAAUGUCAAAAAACGAAGAUUCGAUCCAAGUCAACAGGGCCCUAUCUGAAGAAAUGCAAUUCAAAGAGCUGCUUCUUUCACUACUGGAUUUUGGGUAUGAUAUCUUUGCAGUAGCUGUGCAGGAACUAAAUAAAAGGAAGAACAUAAACCGUAGCUACAACCACAAUGUUGAGAUGUUUGGAAUUGAGAAGAGAGAAAACUGUCCUUUUUGGAGAUAAGUUAAAAUACUUCCUCCAUUCACCUUUCACUGGUUAUUAUUAACUGAUAAGUUAAUAGCAAACUAUUUCAAAAUCGGUUUUCUUUUUUUCUUUUCUCAAACAAAGGAAGAGACAAAGACCAAGUGCAAUAAGAGAACUAUUAAAAAAUCAUGAAAUAGCAGGAGAUUUUUUUUUCCAGCCUACGGGCACUCUAACUUCACUUGCGUUCGCAUGACUUCCUUUUUCUUAACAAACUCCAGUGGCAUGAGAAGGGUAACCUGCAUGGCUCACAUUAUAAACAACCAAGCUAGCAAGCUGACCCCAAGCAGAAUCUGCAGCCCAAUAACUACAAACCACUGGGAAGCUGGUACCAGGCUCCAACAGAUCUUCGGCCAUGCAGGGCAUUUUGUCACCAGGCCUCGGAGCUCCCUGCUCUAUGAGCUCACUGUCUGCCAGGCCAGGAGUCUGUUGGAUGUGGAAGCAAUUGAGUGAUGGAUGGAGUUCUCCCAAGAAGGAAAAAGUGUAAAUAUGGAAAUAAGAUUUUGAUGUAUCAUUUUCACAGAUUAUAAAUAUAUAUAAAUAUAUAUAUAUAUAUAUAUACAGAAAAGGAUUUCCAUAUAAAAAGGUUCUAUUCUUUAUGUAAAUCUAUUUUUGAUGUUUGUAUUUUUGUUUUGUUUUUUUUUCUUUUUUUGCUCCCCUCUUAUUCUGUAGCAUGUUUUACAGCCAGUGCUCUGGGCUUGCUCAAAAAAGGCAGAGAAUAGCAUGCAGAUGCAGGGAGUUCUAACACCAAACAGAUGUGAUCCUAAGUUUGUGUGCUUGAAACCAAAAACAAUUAAAAUGUAUAAAUGCAUAUUUCUGUAUUGACUAUAAGUCUGGAUUACUUCACUGAUUUUUUUUGGCAGAUUUUCUGUAAUAUAAUGUAAGAAAGUAAGUAACACCCUCAAAUCAAUCACGGAAGUGCCAAGCUUUUUUUUUUUUUUUUAAUUCUUUUUUUCCAGUUGUUUAGAUCCUGUGAUAUACAAAUUUAAAUAAGCCUUAAAAUAUUUGCAAAAUGUUAAAAGCUUGGAAUAAGUUUUUCUUCCCUUCUGCUUACUCAAACCAACUUGCAAAGAUAACUGACAUUUCUAAUGCACUCCCUAUAUCUCUUGUUGCAUUCCACUUUUCCAAGUAUAAUGCAAAAAUCAAUCUUUUGACACUUUGCUUCUCCUAGCUAGUUACAAAGUUUGCAAAGUGCAUAUAAUUUUAGGGGGGGUUGUAUGACUUGUACGCAAGGUGUAUCUAAAUAAUUACAAACUAAUUUUUCAGAAAAGUCUGGGCAGCCGUGCUGCUCCUGUAGUAAGCAGGCUACCUGCUUAUGUCUGACACGAUAAAGAUAUGAAGAGAGCUAGUUUAGGAUUCCUCUCUAGGCUUUUGAGAUCUGGCUCACCCUGUUUACCUUGAUUUUAAAAAAAUACGUAGAGUAAAUCAUUUAAGUGAAGCAACCUAGAAAUUUUAUUGCUGCAACUGAUAACUGCAAAAGACUUCUGUAAUUUUUUAUUUAAAGGUUGGAGAUUAGUAACUACAGAACAAGGUAUUCCAUCUAUUUUCAGUGGAAAUCCAUUUCUUAAGUUAGCUUUAGGAGUCAGAGCAUUAAGAAAAAUGCUUCAGAUUUCCUGUGACUGACUUUAAAAAAAAGUAAUCUUUCUCAUUUCAGUUGUAUUUCUGAUGAUAACGUUGAAUCCAACAGUCUCACAAGAGAAUUGCUACGUAUUGUUUUGGUUGACAGUUGUUAUUAAAUGUUUUCAAACAGCUUUAACAAAUCACAUUAAACACUUACUACAUUAGGAGUUAAAGGUGCUGCACACAGGUAGUCGAUAUCGAUACAUAUUGGAAGUCAUAUCCUGAACAAUUCCUGCCUGGCCUCAAGCAGAACUAAGUUUCUAUGGCAAACCAAAAAUCCUUGCAAAUAUAUCGAUGUCUUAUAAAAUUAGUUUGCUUGGGAACAUGAUCCCAAGUUCAUUACAGUUCUGCUCCCAAAGCUGUGUAACCAUAAUGGAAAUACUAUUGGUUACCAAAAAUUAAAGAGAAUAAAAUCAACUGGAUGUAUAUAAGCUACCUGUGUAAUAAACCUUUGAGAAACAUUUCACAAACAACAUUGUAAACGUGCGAUGUGAUGUUUUAAAUCAGACCACAGUGGUCCCCAAGUCUAUGUACAUACAGUCAGUGCUGGAGUAAUUUUUUAUUUACCCCAGCAGUUUCAUAGGAAUUAUGAUUUCUUGACUGAGUUUAACGCUCCACUCAUCAGCUGUUGCCUAUACAUGGAAGUACACAGUGGCUUUCUGCCCCACGUGUAUAGAAUACAAGUGAUGACACUGCACAGAGCAGGUUGAGGCUGAAGUGCUUUCUGUGGCAUUAGACAAUAAAAGCUGUUGUAGUUAGAUGUUCAUUUUCUACAUUGUGUCUUUGCUGUGCUUUGAAAAGUACAUGUGCAUUUAAUUUGUUCAUCACUGUCAUCAAAUGACACAAUCAGCAAUGUCUGUGGUUCCCCGCUGUACGUUUGCUCCAUUAUUUAUCUAUUCACCUGGACAAGAAACUGUGGUAACUGUACAGCUUAUUCCAGUUUGCUGCAUGCUCUCACUGAAUUGAUGUGAUCCUCCUAAAAGAGAAGCCUGCUAGGCAAAUUAACAGAUGUAUAGGUGCAUGUUAAGAAAGGGAUUAUUUAAGGCUGGAGUUUAACAAAUCUUUCUUUACUAUGCAAAGAUGGGUAUUGCACAAAUUUAAGACAAAUGUCUGAGGAAAUGCCAUAGAAUACUUGAAGUUUAAGCCUACUCAGUCACAUUUUAUAUUCAUUAUUGCUUCCACUAUUUUUCUUUCUUUUUAAGAUUAUUUGUAAUUAUUUUUUAAGUGCACAACUUGAUGUUAAAAAUCAGUUUUUGCUGGAAGACAAUAUUCAUAUUUUGUUGGCUGCUAAUGAAUGGAAACUCAAUAGUCUUUGUUCUGCAUCUUAGCAAGAUUAAAAAAUGUCAUGAACAUGGAA